Molecule: messenger RNA, 4965 nt
Organism: Mercenaria mercenaria
Lineage: Eukaryota; Metazoa; Mollusca; Bivalvia; Venerida; Veneridae
Product: DNA topoisomerase 2-alpha-like
Exons: 31
Coding region: 157-4965 (1602 amino acids)
Biological process (GO): sister chromatid segregation; resolution of meiotic recombination intermediates; DNA topological change
Cellular component (GO): nucleus
Molecular function (GO): ATP binding; DNA topoisomerase type II (double strand cut, ATP-hydrolyzing) activity; DNA binding
Source: RefSeq, a predicted model, not a curated record
CAAAAGACCCGCCAAUAACAAAACGGAAAAUGGUGGAAGCAUUCUGUUUUAAAAUAUAAACUAGAAGUCCCAGAAUUAUUUGUUAUUGGUAGAAAGCUUGCUCAGACGUUCUGUUUUAAAGAAGGUUGCAAUUGGAAUUUUCUUUUUCACCGACAGAUGACUUCCUCCGGUCCUCUGAAGGCACUUUUUGACAAGAUGAAUCAUGGUGGAGAUGAAACGCAGGGUGCAGUAGCAGUGAAGCCAAAGAAAAAAGCAGCUAGUUCAAAAGAGAAUGAAAAUAUGGAUGAGUACUUCGUUCCAGAUAGUGGUGCAGGUGAAGGAAAGGGGUCAAAGAAAAGAUUGUCCAUUGAAAGAAUAUACCAAAAGAAAACCCAGCUAGAACAUAUUUUACUGCGUCCAGACACAUACAUCGGAUCAGUAGAAAGUGUUACUCAGCCAAUGUGGGUGUUAAAUGACGAUAUGGACCUGAUGAUACAAAGGGAUAUAACUUUUGUGCCAGGAUUAUACAAAAUAUUUGAUGAAAUACUCGUGAAUGCUGCUGAUAAUAAGCAACGAGAUCCAAAGAUGAACUGCAUCAAAAUUGACAUUGACCCGGCAGCCAAUAAGAUCAGGGUAUGGAACAACGGACGAGGUAUCCCAGUGGUAGAACACAAAGAGCAUAAUAUGUAUGUUCCUACAAUGAUUUUUGGUCAUCUUCUAACGUCCAGUAACUAUGAUGAUACACAGAAAAAGGUUACAGGUGGGAGAAAUGGUUACGGUGCUAAAUUGUGCAAUAUAUUCAGCAAGAAGUUUGUUGUGGAGACCUCGUACAAGGAAUAUCACAAAGGAUUUAGACAGACAUGGCAAGACAACAUGGGGAAGACAAAAGAGCCAUCCAUCACUGAAGCUAAAGAUGAAGAUUUUACAGCUAUCACAUUUUACCCGGAUCUUGAGAAGUUCCGAAUGGAGACGCUUGAUAAAGAUACAGUAGAUCUGUUCACUAGAAGGGCUUUUGACAUCGCUGCAGCUACAAAAGAUGUUAAAGUGAUCUUGAAUGGCAAGAGGGUACCUGUUAAGAACUUCAGAGAUUAUGUGAACCUGUUCAUUAAAGACAAAGUAGAUGAGGCAGGUGCACCAGUGAAGUUGGUACAUGAAAUUGUUAGUCCUAGGUGGGAGGUUGCUGUCACAUUGAGUGAUAAAGGUUUUCAACAAGCCAGCUUUGUAAACAGCAUUGCCACUACUAAGGGAGGGCGUCAUGUUGACCAUGUUACUGACCAAGUUGUCAAGAAAUUGAUAGAAGUUGUGAGCAAGAAAAACAAGGGAGGUGUUCAGAUCAAGCCUUUCCAGGUGAAGAACCAUUUGUGGUUGUUUGUAAACUGUUUAAUAGAGAAUCCAACAUUCGACUCACAGACGAAAGAGAACAUGACCUUACAGGCAAAAUCAUUUGGCUCCAAGUGUCAGCUGUCGGAAAAAUUCAUCACACAGGUCAGCAAGUGUGGUAUUGUUGAAAGCAUACAGAGUUGGAUGAAGUUCAAGGCCCAGUCACAGCUGAAGAAAGUUAGUGGUGCCAAACAGAACAAAUUGAGGGGUAUACCCAAACUUGAUGAUGCUAACGAUGCUGGAACGAAACACUCGCUUGAUUGUACCCUCAUCCUGACUGAGGGAGAUUCAGCUAAAACUUUAGCUGUUGCUGGUCUUGGUGUUGUGGGGCGUGACAGGUAUGGUGUGUUCCCACUGAGAGGUAAAGUGUUGAAUGUACGAGAAGCUUCUCAUAAACAGAUUAUGGAGAACGCUGAAAUCAAUAAUGUUGUAAAGAUCAUGGGACUUCAGUUCAACAAGAAGUAUGAGGACCAUGAUCAGCUGAAGAUGUUACGAUACGGCAAGAUAAUGAUCAUGACAGAUCAGGACCAGGACGGCUCCCAUAUCAAAGGCUUGCUCAUAAACUUUCUACAACAUUUCUGGCCAAAUCUGCUCAAACACAAUGUUGUCAAUCAGUUUAUCACACCCAUUGUCAAGGUAACUAAGGGUAAAGAAGAGCAAUCGUUCUACAGUUUACCGGAGUUUGAAGAAUGGAAAGCAGCCACUAGUAACUGGAACACGUGGAAGAUAAAGUACUACAAAGGUUUGGGUACUAGCACCUCUAAGGAGGCAAAAGAGUACUUCAGCGACAUGAACAGACACAAGAUAGAGUUCAGAUACACGGGGGCUGAUGAUGAUGCCUCAAUUAAUCUGGCAUUCAACAAAAAGAAGGUGGACGAGAGAAAGGAAUGGUUGUCUCAUUGGAUGGAAGAAAAGAAACGAAGAGCUGAGAUGGGCUUACCAGCUCUUUAUCUUUAUGGAAAAAACACCAGGAGUGUCACAUUCAACGAUUUCAUCAACAGAGAACUCAUUCUAUUCUCCAACAUGGAUUUAGAGCGGUCUAUUCCCUCUGCGGUGGAUGGUUUGAAGCCAGGUCAAAGAAAGGUGUUGUUUACCUGUCUGAAGAGAAAUCUUGUCAGCCGUGAGAUCAAGGUUGCCCAGCUGGCUGGGUCAGUAGCUGAGUUAUCAGCGUACCAUCAUGGUGAGGUAUCAUUAAUGGGUACGAUUAUUGGCUUGGCACAGAACUUCGUCGGAAGCAAUAAUUUGAACCUGCUGCAACCUUUAGGUCAGUUUGGUACAAGAUUACAUGGUGGCAAGGAUGCUUCCAGCCCCCGUUACAUCUUCACAAUGCUCAGUUCACUGACAAGGAUGCUGUUCCAUGUGAAUGAUGAGCCUUUGCUGAAUUUCCUCUAUGAUGACAAUCUGAGGAUAGAACCGGAGUGGUAUUGUCCAAUUAUUCCUAUGGUUCUGGUGAAUGGUGCUGAUGGUAUUGGUACUGGAUGGAGCACAAAGAUCCCCAACUUCGACAUUCGAGAAAUUGUUGCCAACUUGAAACGCAUGCUUGAUGGUGAUGAGCCCUUGCCUAUGUUUCCAUCGUACAAGAAUUUCAAGGGGACCAUUAAUCAAUUGGUAGACAAUAGAUAUGUUGUGAAUGGUGAGAUCUCGAUUAUUGAUGAUCAAACAGUGGAGAUUACUGAGUUACCAGUGAGGAAGUGGACCCAGGAUUAUAAAGAGGAUGUUAUAGAAGCUAUGCUGAACACCUCAGAAAAGUCGCCACAGCUUAUCACAGAUUAUAAAGAGUACCACACAGAUACGACAGUGAAAUUUGUUGUGAAAAUGACGCCAGAGAACCUCGCAAAGGCUGAAGAGCAAGGAUUGCAUAAAGUGUUCAAGUUGCAAAAUACUUUAACGACUACUUCCAUGGUGUUGUUUGAUAGAAAUGGGUGUAUAAAAAAAUACAACUAUGUGGAGGAAAUUCUACGCGAGUUCUUUGAGCUUCGUCUAGAAAUGUAUAAAAAGAGAAAGGAUUACCUUGAAGGGAUGUUGGCAGCAGAGUCUCUCAAGUUUGACAACAUUGCUCGAUUUAUUAUGGAGAAAAUUGAGGGGACCAUUACCAUCGAAAAUAAGAAAAAGAAGGACCUGAUAGAAACGUUGGUGAGAAGGGGCUAUGACUCUGAUCCAGUCAAGGCCUGGAAAAAUGCCCAAAACAAGGGAAAGAUGAUAGAUGAAGAUCUGAACAAUGACAAGGAAGAUGAGGAGGAGGAGUCUGGUCCCGACUUUAACUACAUACUCAAUAUGCCCCUCUGGUGCUUGACCAAGGAACGCAAAGAUGAACUAUGUGGAAAACGAGAUGCCAAGGCCAAGGAAUUGUCAGAUCUACGCAGAAAAUCACCUACAGAUCUAUGGCAAGAUGAUUUGGAGCAAUUCUUGGAAGAAUUAGAUAGAGUGGAACAGAAGGAAAGGGAAGAUGAUGAUGCUGGUUUGUCUGGUAACGUUAAGAAGGUUGGUAAGGGAAAGAGGCCGAAAAAGGUUGUGGAAGAAAUUAAACCAUCUCCCAUGGGACGUCGUGUAGAACCAAGGUUUGAUUCAAUCAAAAAGAAGGCUGAGGGGACCAAGCGCAGUAAGGAGAAGAAGGAAGCUAAUAAGGAAGGAAAGAUUCUCGACUUUUUCAAGAUGGAGGAUGACGAGACCAACGAACCAUUAUCACUGGCAGACAGACUCAAACUCAAGGGAAGUCCUGUAGAUGCCAUCAAGGGAGGGGACAAAGAAACAAAAAAGGCAGCACAGAAAAGAGAGCCUAAAGCUCCAAGACAAAAGAAAACAACCUCGGCUUCCCCUAAGAAGAAGGGAGGUAAGAAGCGCAACCCAUGGUCGGAUGAGUCCGAGGCAGAAAAGAGUGAUAUAUCAGAUGACAUGAAUGGCAGUUUCCUGGAAACAGUACCUGUAAUACCUAGAGAAGGGUCAAGGAGAGCAGCAGCAAAACAGGUGAAAUACUUUGACAUUGAAGAUGAAAUAGAAAGUGAUGGAGAGGGUUCAUUAGUUGAUAACAGAGCAGUGAUUGAUGAAGAGGUAGUGCCAGAGAAGAUCUCAGAUAUCAGUGAUGAUGACUCAGAUUUUGGAGCUGCGCUGAAGAAAUCUAAGCCCCCAGCAAAAAAGCCAGCCGUGACCAAGAAGUUUGCGGAUAGUGAUGAUGAUGAUUCAUUCAAGAUCUCAGGUGACAGUGGAGAUGACUCUGAUUUUGGUGCAAAAAAGAAAUCAAAACCUACGAAGAAGAAAGCAGAGCCAGCAAAGAAGAAGGCAGUUAUGAUAGAUUCCGACUCCGACUUCGGUGGCACUGACAAUGCUGUCCCCACCAGAACGGAGGAUAAAGACGAUGAAUGGUUAAGAAUUACAGGACAGAAACCUGAUAAUUCAUCCCAGUCUACAGUAACAACCGCGAAAACAAACUCUGAGCCAGUCAUGUUUGAUGAUAGUGACAUAGAGGAAACUAGUCCACCAAAAGAAGAACUGUUUAAACCUGUCCAACCUUUGAAAGUGGAUAAGAAGCCAGCAGCCAAGAAAACCGGCUGGGAGAAAACCCUAAACUCCCCCAAAAAAAGAAAGCAGAAAAAAAAGGCACAGUAUUGA